UUAAGGCCUAACCUCAUCCUACAUGGUAAAUCAUCCAUGGCGGUUUCAGGGUCAACCUUCGCCUGCAAGCAUCAUUUAUCUCUUCGCCCUCCUCUAUUCCACUGCUUUCGCAAAAUUCGGUUCAAUUCCGUUGCUGCAAUCGAGACGCUUGAUGAACCAGUGGAUUUUAUCAAAGAUGACAGCAGUCAAGGCCCUCAUUUUUCACCUGGAAAGAACGUGAGUGGAGAAGAAAUCAAAUUGCCACGCUGGAAGAAGCUUAAUUCUCUGGAUCUUGGAAUUAGCUCUUCAAUGAUUUCCAAUCCAACAAGAAAAGUUCUUAAUGGGCUCAAAAGAGAAGGAUAUGAUGUUUACCUUGUAGGAGGUUGUAUUCGGGAUCUUAUUUUGAAGCAAACACCGAAAGAUUUCAAUAUUAUCACUACAGCACAACUCAUAGAGGUGGUGAGUGCAUUUUCACGGUGCAAAAUAGUCGGAAGGCGGUUUCCAAUAUGCCAAAUGCACAUCGAUGAUACAACAGUGGAGGUUUCAAGUUUUAGCACGUCUGCACGGAAUUACGAUAGGGGGCUGACCUAUGAAAUUGAAAGACCUGCUGGCUUUGACGAGAAUGAUUUUGUUCGAUGGAGAAAUUGUUUGCAACGAGAUUUUACAAUUAACGGGAUAAUGUUUGAUCCGUAUGCAAUGAUAAUUGACGACUACACGGGAGGAAUUGAAGAUAUUAAAAAGGCUAAAGUACGAACUGUGAUUCCUGCAAGUACUUCUUUUCAAGAGGACUGUGCUAGGAUACUACGUGCAAUAAGAAUUGCUGCCCGGUUAGGCUUUAGUUUUUCUAGGGAAACAGCUCAUUUUGUAAAAAAUCUAUCUUCCUCGAUAUUGAGACUGGAUAAGUCAAGGCUUCUGAUGGAAAUGAACUACAUGAUGGCAUAUGGUUCUGCAGAAGCAUCUUUGAGAUUAUUGUGGAAAUUUGGACUCCUAGAGAUACUUAUGCCUAUUCCGGCAGCAUAUUUUGUUCGCAAUGGGUUCCGGAGGCGUGAUAAGAGAUCUAAUAUGCUCUUGUCAUUGUUUUCUAAAUUGGACAGACUUCUGGCACCAGACAGACCAUGCCACAGCAGUUUAUGGGUUGGAAUUUUAGCAUUCCAUAAAGCACUUUCAGACAAACCUAGAGAUCCUUUGGUUGUUGCUGCAUUUAGCCUGGCCAUCCACAAUGGCGGAGAUAUAUCCGAAGCUAUAAAUAUUGCCAAGAACAUCAAGACAUCGCACGAUAGUAGUUUUCAUGAACUAUCCGAACCACGGAAUCCAGGGAAUCGAGCAUUAGUAAAUGAGGUGAUGGAUCUUGCUGCAUCCGUUAAACGCAUUUUGUGCCAGAUGACAGAUGUGCAUUACGUCUCGCAAGCGAUGUCGGCAUACCCUCAAACCCCGUUUUCAGAUCUCGUAUUUAUACCCCUGGCAUUGUAUUUGAAAGUUUGCAAGGUCUUCGAGUGUGUGACAAUGGGUGCAGAGAACGGAUUCGUAGCGAUGCGAGGCAGCCGGAUAGAUUACGAGUGGCUAGCAUUAGGCAGCCUCGGGGAAAUUCGACAUACAUUUGCUAGAGUUGUUUUCGAUACGGAAUACCCUAUAGCCCUAACCUAAGCUAAGAUGCUGCAU
Molecule: messenger RNA, 1638 nt
Organism: Hibiscus syriacus
Lineage: Eukaryota; Viridiplantae; Streptophyta; Magnoliopsida; Malvales; Malvaceae
Product: CCA-adding enzyme-like
Exons: 14
Coding region: 37-1623 (528 amino acids)
Biological process (GO): RNA processing
Molecular function (GO): RNA binding; nucleotidyltransferase activity
Source: RefSeq, a predicted model, not a curated record